Marasmius oreades (fairy-ring Marasmius) is the source of this 897-nucleotide messenger RNA. RefSeq lists its product as uncharacterized. Bases 1 to 897 code for a protein of 298 amino acids. Gene Ontology annotation, molecular function: structural constituent of ribosome. NCBI's taxonomy places the organism in Eukaryota, Fungi, Basidiomycota, Agaricomycetes, Agaricales, Marasmiaceae. The transcript has a single exon. Gene Ontology annotation, cellular component: mitochondrial large ribosomal subunit. Gene Ontology annotation, biological process: translation. The record is from RefSeq and is a predicted model, not a curated record.
AUGUUUUCACGACUAUCAUCGUCCGCGUCGGCGAGCAAAAUAUCCUGGCCGCCGUCGUGGGUAUCGAGGACAACGAUUCGGAAUUACGCAAUAUUGGUCAAGGAGCCAAAUCCACUACCAGGAAAGACAUAUCCACGCGUCUUCUCAGGCAAAAAACUCUUCCAGUAUAAAUGGUAUACCCGCAUUCUUCAAGAAACACGCGAUGGUUCUCCCCUCAUAUUCCUCCACCACGACAGUUUCUCCGCGAAUCGUCUCAAGAAACUACGCAAUGAUAUCGGUGCAGCUGCUAGAAAACACCAUGCAACACAGCAGAAAGCGUCAUUAGAUGCACCUCGACCUAUCACAGAGACAGACCUUCCCACUCUCACCGUCAUCCGGACGGGCGUUUUCGGUGCUGCCUUACGCGCCCAGGAAGGUGUCAGUUUGUCUGACAUCGACACCAUGCUGAACAAUACCCCAGGGAACUAUGCCGUUCUCCAACUUCCUACUCUCGAUCCCCCGUAUCUUUCCGCCGUCCUCCGUGCCAUGGACCGCACUGUCCCUCCACGUCCCCCAAAAACACCAGAAGAACUAGCGAAGGAACUUGCAGCUAGAAAUGCUGACCCUGAAACACCAGGUCGAAGGGUCAAACGUCAACGAGCGCAGUUGACCCCCGACUUGAAGGUGAUGGGUGCACUUCUAGAGGGCAAAGUCUUCUUACCUCAGGGUGUGAAGGAUGUUUCGGCCCUACCUAGGUUGGACACUUUGAGGGCACAGAUAAUUGGAUUAUUGUCCGCUCCAGGUGCACAACUGGCUGGUGUCUUGAGUCAGGCGGCUGGUGGUCAACUGGCAAGGACAUUGGAGGGGCUCAAGAAGUCGUUGGAGGAAGAGCAAAACGGAACGACCGCCGAUCCAUAG